CGUGCCCGACAUUCUUCUGUGAACUGCGUACCAACACUUGAGACUAGAGACCGCCCUUAGCUACGUACGCGCGCGUCCACGCGAAUGGCUGGAAAUGCUGCGGCUGAAAGCUCACCAAAGUGUGCGCGACCAGCUACGCGUGAUUAUUUCCUAAAUCAUUAAAAUAUUCCACGGAUUCGACAUUUCCACUGUUGGACAGCACGCCGCGAUCGGAUUAAGAUGGUGUCAAGAGUUUAAAGGAAUGUGACUUAUAAGUGCUAACGGUAACUCUGGCUCACCAUUUCACCUUCCAAAGAUCCGCCACCGCCUGAACACUGUGUCUCUAUCGGUCCCUGUAGACAUCGUGAGCGAUUAAAGCCUUCAGUCCGCCGGCCUGCUGCAGAGUAGACCAGGCGCCGAGAGCUGCAGGAAGUCCAUGGCCACUGUCUGAUCACCACUGCUGUAGGUUAGACCUUCUCCCAGCUUGGACGCCUGCUCUGUGACUGCAGCCGCGUACCACAGAAGAGGAAGAGGAAGAGGAAGAGUCCGUUCUGCCGCCGCAGGGCCCAUGGAGGGCUUUCCUGUCCACUGAGCCUGCACCAGGCCAGGGCGCUACACCAGGACAACAGCCAUGUCCGCCUGCAACACCUUCACUGAACACGUGUGGAAACCGGGUGAGUGCAAGAACUGCUUCAAGCCCAAGAGCCUGCACCGCCCCAGCGACGCCGCGGCCAGGAAAGGUGGACACACCACCGCCGUUGCCUCCGUCGUCGCCGCCGCCGAACGAGCGCAGUCUCAGCAGCAGUGCCACCCUCCAGGGACCGGGACCACGAGGGCCAACGCCAACCUCACGGGCGGCUCCCAACGAAGCGGUGGCGGCUCGACGACGCGCUCCGGUCAGUUCCGGCCGCCCGUCGCUAAGAAGCCCACCAUCGCUGUGAAGCCUACCAUGAUGCUCCCCUGCUCCUCCACCGGGCUGGACCUCGAGGGAAACGAGCGCCCCCCCGCCGAAAGCCCUGGCACCCCGGGCAAAACCUCCGCGUUCACCGUGUGGAAUCGCAACGGACUCAACCACCAAAGGCCCGCCGGUGGACCAAACAACAACGAAGGGGAAAUAAUCGGCGGUUGUGGGGGUGAAAUCGAAGGCUACGGCGGCGGUCUCUGCAGCCCCAGGACACCCAGCGGCAAUAACAACAACGGACUCACUGAUGUGCUGAAGGAGAUCGCUGGCUUAGGGUCUUUGCCCAGCACCAGUUGUUCAAGGGACAAUUUCCUGGAGAGGGUCAGCACCUCCUACAGGAAGUCACUAGAGAGGGGACUUCCUGCCGCGGGGUGCCUGGCCCUAGGCAGUGGCAGCGGUGGCCAAGCCAAACGGGUGUCGCUCAGUGACAGUGCGGAGGUCAUAAGCACCGAAGGCGGCCGCUUCUGCUACCCAGAGUUUUCCAGCGAAGGGGAGGACGAUGACGAAGAUGAUGAUGACGAGGGCGACAGCGAUGGCGAUGAUGAACAUGAGAGCUGGGAUGAAAGCGACGAGGAGCUCCUCGCCAUGGAGAUUCGAAUGAGGGGUCAACCGCGUUUUGCAAACUUCCGCGCGGCAACCUUGUCCCCGGUGCCCUUUGCCGCGGGUAAGAAAUGGAACACUGUGCCGCUGAGAAACCGCUCCCUGCAGCGCAUCUGUGCCGUCGACUACGACGACAGCUAUGAUGAAAUCCUCAACGGCUACCCCUCCAUGAACUCUAACGGGGGAUCAGGCCUGUGUAUGCCGUAUGGACAAAAUGACUUGCAAGGCAGUGGGUUUUUGUCGAACUCUGAAUCCACCACCUCCCCCGAAUCCUCGUCCUCUGCGCAGGACGAUUCUCGCACCUCGUCUAGCACUAGCAGUGUUCCGUUUCUCUCCCGCAACGGCCUGCACUCGCCGUCUCCUCGGGAGGCCGUUGCCCGGGGGCCGCCGGCAACUCCAGCGGAGACUGAGCCUCAGCAGCACAGCAGCAGGGCCUUGAGUUCACCCAAAGCCAACGAGACCCACAAAGCUGUUCUCGCCAUUCGCCUGGAGGACCAAGAGGCGAUCCAGCGGGAGGGCGGCGCUCUCCCCCAGGCGCUCCCAGGUCAGCCAAUCACAAUCAGCUUCAGUCCCACAGAGGAACAAGCCAAACCUUACCGAGUAGUCAACCUCGAAAAGCCUCCCAUUUGCAAGCCUUACACUGUGGUAGAUGUGUCCGCGUCGAUGGCGAGCACUGAAAGCUACGCCCCAGAAAGCACUCCGAAAUCCCAAAAGGGGGGACCACUGAGCCCGCCGCCCUACCCGGGAUCUCAGAUUAGUCUGUCGAUCACGGCAGUUUCCCCAAUGUCCCCGGCGUCACCACUCUCCCCCGCGACGCCAGACAACAUCCCAACAUCCCCAGUUUCCCCGUCCACCGCAAACUCGUCUGCUCUUCUCAGCACUUCUCAACACAACAAGAGGCCUGGUGCCAUCCGCUACCAAGAGGUGUGGACGUCCAGCACGAGCCCUCGACAGAAAAUCCCAAAAGUCGAGCUGCUCUCCUCCUCCGGGUCUGCAGGGGGAGCUCCGGGCCCCUCUGUGCCUCCCAGACACUGCCACCACAAGUCCGCACCCACCUCCCCCAUCGCCGGCAUGUCCUCAUCUCGCACGGUGCCGGUCAAGUCCCCAAAUCUGUCCGAGAUCAAGUUCAACAGUUACAACAAUGCGGGAAUGCCUCCUUUCCCGAUCAUCAUACGCGACGAGCCGGCCUACGCCCGCAGCUCCAAAAAUGCAGUCAAAGUCCCGAUCGUAAUCAACCCCAGCGCUUACGACAACUUGGCCGUGUACAAGAGCUUCCUGGGCCUCAGCGGUGAACUGCCUCCGCCCAAGGGAGGUGGAGGUGGAAGUGGAGACAGAAGCAGGGUGACGAGUCACACCUACGAGGAGAUCGGCUCAUCGGAGAGCGUCCAAAGCUCUGUCGACGAGAAAUCACCUUGCAGCAAAGCGGCUAUAGCAGUGGACAAGGCUGCCGCAGAGGACGCCACAUGUGGCUUGGGAUCAUCCCUGAGAUCUGAGGACUUUAACUGUAGAACCACUACUACUACUACUACUGACCUUGUUGUUGCCACACCAGCUACCACUCCUGUAUCUCCAGUUUUCCCCAUCAUCGCCUCCUCUCCGCUGCCUGGCACCCUUCCCCCAUGCAGCCCCAGUGUUGCCACGCCAGGAGGGCGGAGCCGUAAGCCCAGUGGAGACGCCAGUAAAGACAGCAACACCGACACCAUGUCAUCAUGUGGCACUGGCACUGGUACUGGUACUGGGCAGCGGGAGAAAGCCAGCACUGUGCUGUCACAGAUCGUGGCUUCCAUCCAGCCACCCCAGUCCCCACCCGAGUCCCCGUCGUCGUCACAGAGCAAGGCUUGCAGUGCAGAGGAGCUCUACGCCCUGCCACCUGAUGCCACCAGGGACACACUCAGCAGGCCCAAGUCCUUGUUCUCCUCCACGGACGGAUGCCUGUCCAAACCUAGGAAAGACACGCCGGCCAAACAGCUGCCCAAGUCCCAGAGUGCAUCUGCCGCCGUAGCCCCAACUAGUCCCAAGGCGGAGGCGAAUCCCCCUUUCCCUCCGCCACGAUCCACCUCCUCUCCAUACCACGCCACCAACCUUCUCCAGAGACACUUCAGCAACUGGACCAAGACCUCCGGAGCGUCCCCUCGCCCCAGCGACGGAGAGACGAGUCCAGGAGGUGGCGGCGAUACGAGGCGUCAAGACGCCAAGCCCAAGCGCUGGAUAUCCUUCAAGAGCUUCUUCCGCCGGCGGAAGGAGGAGGACGAGCAGAAGGCGAAGGCGGAGCUAGAGAAGGAGAAGGAGAAAGGCAAGCUGGUGGGUCUGGACGGGACGGUGAUCACCAUGCUGCCUCCGCCCCCCACGCAGCGCCACCACUGGUUCGCCGAGGCCAAGACGGACGACCCCAACCAAAAGCCCACCAUCAUAUUCACCUACAAGCCAGACAGCAGCGCCACUGGCGACGGGGAGGGCGAACUGCGUGUCGAGGAGUGCAGGGACGCCUCGCUGUCAUCAGCAGGAGAGAGCCCCAUCAUAAGACCCUUGUCCCCAGGACAGCCGCCGCCCAAGAGUCGAGCAAGUCUCCUGAUCAGCAAAGUUAUGAGUCAAGCGCAGAUGGAGUCGGCAGCUGAGAGUGAGAUGCCGAGCGCUGCCUCCCUCCCGGCCAAGCUGGAGUUGUCGUCGGUUGCCGAGGCGACUACUGGCUCCUUGGGUACCAGGGUGCCCCCCGCGCCAGCCAGCGAGGGCAGUGCCAGCCACGGGGAGCAGGAGCACGAGCACGAGCAGGAGGAGGAGGAUGGCACGGGCAGCCACUCGUACUCGCCAGCCUCCAGCUCCUGCAGCGCCACCUACAGCAACCUGGGUCAGUCCAGAGCUAAUAUGAUCCCCCUGAAGCACCCGCGUAACAUCAAGGCCUCGGACGACACACUGGCCUCGGUGGACCUGGACGCCUCCGACCCGGCCGCCAAGGCCACCCCUCCCCCGCUCCCCAAGAAGGGCAACACGGCCGGCCGCACCCCGGCCUCCGAUUGCUCCUCCACCACCACCCCGGGCACCUGCGCCUCCUCCUCCCUGCGGCCGCCACAGCACAGGGAGGCCCGGCCCGGCGGCACCAACCUGAGCGUGGCCAACCCGCUGUACGACCUGGACUCCACCUGGGAGACGGCCAGCCAGAGCUCCUCCCUCAGCUCCGAGGCUCGCUGCUGCGGCGGGGGCGGCGCGCUGGACCACGAGUCCGGAGACUCCCUGGAGCGUCCCUCGCCGGCGGCAGUGUCUGGGGUGGGCAGGAGCCGGCCGGCCAACAGCCUCUCCUGUCUGGCCAGCAGCACGGCCAACAGCCGCGAGUGGAGGGGGUGCCGGAGCGCCGAGUCGCUAGCCGCCGGGAGGGCGCGCACCACAGGUAGGGCGUCGACCACCACAGGUACCACCACCAGCGCCGGUGGUGGUGUUGGCAGUGGCGGCGCCGCAGGGACGGCGGUCAGCUCCAAGCCUCAGAGGCAGGCCCUCUACAAGGGGAUGGACAGCUGGGACGAGGUGGUGGGCCGCAUACGGGGCCUGCACACGGACACGCUGCGCAAGCUGGCCGGCAAGUGCGAGGACCGCUUCAUGGCGGGCCAGAAGGACCACGUGCGCUUCGGCACGGACAGCUGGUCCCACUUCAGACUGACGACGGGCAAGCCCUGCUGCGAGGCCGGAGACGCCGUCUACUACACCGCCUCCUACGCCAAGGACCCGCUCGUCAACUACGCCAUCAAGAUCUGCCGGAGCAGAGUGAAGGCGUCUCAGCAGCAGUUCUUCCACAGCCUGGCUGUGAGGCAGAGCCUGCCGCUGCACUUCAACAUCCAGCAGGACUGCGGCCAUUUUGUGGCCGACGUGCCCGCACGCCUGCUGCCCUGGGAAGAGGAGGACAACGGGGAGGAAGAGGAGGAGGAUGAAGGAGAAGAAGAGGAGGAGGAGGGGGGUGAAAAAGAGGAGAAGAAGGUGAUGGAGGAGGAGAAGAACAGCCCAGAGAGGGAGAAGAGGAGGAAAGAGACUGUAGUGGAGAAGAAGGGUGAGAUGAUUGCGAGCGACCGGAGGAAAAAUUCCUCCGAGGUGCCCGAUUUACCGGCGCACAACGGGAAAGAAGUCGACGGCACUGCCACGAUGGCAAGCACUACGUCAUCCACCACCUCCACGUCCUGCACGACGGGGGGUUCCGGGACGCUGCGCAGCCGCGUGGUGGUGAUCACGCGCGAGGUGCCCUUCCAGACGGUGGCCGACUUUGUGCGCGAGGGCCGCGAGCGCCACGGCAACCACCCGGACCUGUACGAGCGUCAGGUGUGCCUCCUGCUGCUGCAGCUGUGCUCCGGCCUCGAACACAUGAAGCCCUACCACGUCACGCACUGCGACCUGCGCCUGGAGAACCUGCUGCUCGUACACUGCCAGCCCAGCAACCCCUGGAACCUGGACGUCAACCCCAACAACGCCGAGCCCAACAACAAUAACCCGUUUGGGGGUAACGGCGGCGGCGGUGGUGGGGGUCCUGCCGGAGCUGGAGCUCUGGCCAACGCCUGCCCCGCGCGCCUCAUCAUCAGCAACUUCGCACAGGCCAAGCAGAAGGGCUCGGCGCUGUCCUCCCAGCAGUCCCAGCAGCAGGCGGCCGUGGAGGCGCUGCGCGACCACUCGCGCCUCGCCCCCGAGAUCGUCACGGCGACGCAGUACCGCAAGUGCGACGAGUUCCAGACGGGCAUCCUGAUCUACGAGAUGCUGCACCAGGCCAACCCCUUCGAGGAGGCGCCCGAGCUCAAGGAGCGCGAGUACACGCCGGCCGACCUGCCCCCGCUGCCCCAGCGCUCCCUCUACUCGCAGGGCCUGCAGCAGCUGGCCACCUUGCUCCUCACCGCCAACCCCACGGAGCGCAUCCAGAUGGCGGAGGCACGCGCCUGCCUGCAGUGCCUGCUGUGGGGGCCCCGCGAGGACCUCUUCCAGGCGCUCAGCGCCAGCCCCGGCCCCGGCCACCGGCAGGCCACGCUGCAGAACUGGCUGGACCUGAAGCGGACGCUGCUGAUGAUCAAGUUCGCGGAGCGCUCGCUGGACACGGUGUGCGGCGUGAGCCUGGAGGACUGGCUGUGCUGCCAGUACUUGGCCUUCUCCUCGCCCGACUCGCUGGGACGCGUCGUGCGCAUCCUGCAGCAGCAGCAGCAGGCUCUGCAGGCCCUGCACGUCUAGGGGUGUCAUCCCAGACUGCACCACCAGAACAGAACCGGACCCAAGUGGACUGGGCAGGGCCAGGCCAGACAGACUGGGCUAGCUUAUGUGUCACUUAUGUGUCACAAAUGCCCUCCAGUUCAUGUCUGAGGCCAUAGUGUCAGUUCCACUGGAACAUGAGCCAGCUCGGGCUGUACAGACUGAAUCUUACUGACCCCAUCCGACACCCCCCUGCUCCCGCUCCCCUGUUCUGUCUCUGCUGCCCCCUGCUGGUUGCCAGCUGGUUACACACCCUUCUGUCCCACAUGGCUGAGACACCAGAGGAUACUAAGAAGAAGCUGGUUCAGGAGUAGUAGACCAGGUUAAGUUAAGAGGUAAAUCAUCUAAUAGAAGAGCCUGGAGUGUUCUCCUGGACCAGCUUCUUAGUACAGUACACCCCUCUGUACUACAUGCCCCAUCCAUACGCUUUGGUUGCUGGUUGACUGACUGGUGCUGAUUAUUAUUAUGAUGCGCUGUAAUCCCACCACAUGCAUUUGAGCUCCACGUGUUAUGAAUGGAUUUGGUCUUCGUUUUGUUGUUUUUAAAUCCAGUAUCCAGUUCAAAGCUGGUUCUGUUGUUUUUAAUCGCGUUUGAGAACCAGCGUGGUCGGAGAACAGAGAAACUGACAUUUGUUUUAAGAAAAAGAGAAAAAAAAGACAUUUUAAAGCAUAUCAGAACCUUCUGAACUGAACAGACACAAGCACUUCUUUGAUAGAAGUGCUGCAAGAGUGGGGGGGGGGACUUUAUUUGUAUCAUUGCUUUAAAUCCGUGUACUAUGUUUUGAUAUACAGUAAGUCCAUACUCUGUGUUUGGUGAGUGAAGUGGCUGCUUCUGGACAUGUUACACGUGUGUUUGUUCACAACAACCACAGUCAGAGAGAAAUGACUGGAAGAAAACAAGUACAAUCAAGCCCAGAAAAAAGAAAAAACGAACAGAGAUGAGAGAGGGGAGGAUGGAUGGAAGGAUGGAUGGAUGGAGGGAAAUGUAUCUGCCCAAAGAGCAAAACAAAAGAAGGCAUUGAAUGUCUUUCGGACAGUAAAGGUGGACGACAAAGCAGGUACAAACGCUGGUCUGGUAUCAGUAGUUAUAAUUCACCUUGUGUUUUUGUUUAUUUGUUUUUAUGAUUAUCUUCGGUGGCAGUCGAACCACUCCCAUUGCUCACUAGAGACUUGCAGGCAUCAGCACAGGAGACCCACACCACGAUGAGCAGCGUCUGACCAGAGUAGAGAUUAUUGAGUUUUGUCAUUGCAGGUUGAUGAGAUACGAUUUAUACUCGUGGGAACAGUCUGGCAUGUUGCGAUUGAUGGGGAGCCAUCGAUGUUGUGGACAGGAGUGUAUGUCUGUGAACGAAGCCCCCACACCUCCACCUCCACCUCUUCCAACUAAUCAGGAUUUGACCCUCUCCGACCCAUUUGCCCCUAUUCCAGAUGUCCCGCAGAGAUUUCUUCACGGGCUUCGUAACCCAAGCUGUGUAAAACUCAGAGCUUUAGGCCUCCACAGAUUGGCCGUGUGCUGAGAAUAUACAUUUUGAAAAGUCAGAAGGCGAGGGGAGAAGAGGGCCGUGGUCUCACAGCACAUUUCAGUGGCGGCCAUCCUUUGAAGUGAAAGAUUACACGGAGAAUGUCCUACUGUCACCCAACCUCUUAGCACUUACAGUAUUGCACAUUACCCUGCCUUGGUUUUAUUUUUCCAUCCUGAAAACAUAUACACACACACUUUCACAUUCACACACACACACACACACACACACACACACACACACACACACACACACACACACACACACACACACACACUCACACUCACACACACACACACACACACACACACAGUAUAGACUCUAGACAUACAGAGUGAUGCGCCUUGAAUGGUACAUAAGUGUGGAUGUCUCCGUAGUGAAUGGUAUCUCAUGGGAAAUGGAAGAGACGAGAGUGGGUUGACUAUUGCAAAGCUUCCUGAUCUAAAUCUGAAAUAUAACAAUCACUGACUAAUAUGCAAAGAAGGCAAAGGAGAGAGGGACAGAGAAGGGGAUUUGGGGUGGUCACAGGUUAGCCAAAGAUGUGCGGGAGGAUGCAGUCUCUCCUGCUCUCACUCGCAGCUUAUCAUCCAGUUUUGAAUGGGUGGGUGCGCAGAGGAUGAGAGAUGGAGGUUCUAUAGGAAGUAUUUUUGUAGAUCCAAGUGCCCUUACACAGUCCACCACUGCACAACCAAUACAACAGUUGGUGAGACGAAACAAGAUGACCUGGCCCCACAGACAGACAGACAGACAGACAGACAGACAGACAGACAGACAGACAGACAGACAGACAGACAGACAGACAGACCGACCUACGGUUUGAGUGUGAAUUUACCUGAGCGAUGUGAGAGGACAGCACUUCUGUGACACUCAAGUGAGACAGACAGACAGACAGACAGACGGUUGGUUUAGGUUUGAAUUGAAGUGAAUUCAGAAACUGAAGACGCAUGGGUCAGAAACAAGGGGCCUGUAUGUCUGAUGGUUUUGACACAUGGUUUUCGGGGAUGACGAAUGCUCUCUACCUAAGGAUACCUGUGCAAUUGUAAAAAAAAAAAAAGGAAACAUAUGGAACUGGCAGUAUUUAAACCUAUUUUAUGUACCGUACUUGAUGUCAUUAUAUGCAAGAUAAGUUAUAACUUUUUUUUGUUUGGCACAUACGUAACAGUAAAAGCAUCUUGCUACAGUUUGUUUUUUUUCUUACAUGAAUCAUACUAUGAUGUGUAAAAGUGUGCUUGAGAGCCUGGUUAUUUGCAGUGGGUGUACAUUGUUUGCGUGCCAGUGUGCGUGUUUGGAAGGGUGGCAAAGCUUUGGAUGUCUUUAUCAGGGACUGCACACAUUGAUUUUUACUCUCACGUCUGUAUUUUUCUCUGUUUAUAACUUUCAUUUUCCUUUUAUCAUGACUACGAGAGUGACAAAAAUGUUUGCACAUCCAGUAGAGAAACUGUUACACUCCUAAAGGGAGUGGGGGGAACUGAGUGUGUGUUUUGAGAAGUGUGCUAGGCUCAGGGAUGGGCAAAAUGGAUUAAUUUGUUACAAUAUCUAGUGCCACAUAUUCCAAAUGACCUUAUUUUACCUGUUCAAUUCAAAACAGUAAUCAUUUCAACCAGCCAAUCACCUGGCUGUAUUGGAUAGGUAAAACUAAGCAAUGUGGAAUACGGUAUGUGGCCCUGGAUUACAACUCCUGAAUCCAUUGUGCCCAUCACGGGUCAGGAGUGAGAAGUGGGUAAGUUCUGGAGGACCCGGCUACCCCUCCUCUAUUCUUGUCAGUCCAGCAGCACAUAGAAUGUACCGUAUGUGUGGUCUUGUGUGCAACUGCAGCACGACCACGUCUGAAAUGGGAAAGGGAUCCCUCCCCUACUCCAGUAGACUGCUACUGCUAAUUAUCUCUUUUCAGCCGAGUGAACAACCACUACACUCGACAGAGCUCUACCGGUCAAUAGGGAUCUAGAGUGACCACUGCCUUAAACCAACCUGCUUUAUCCCACAGCCUGCCAACUGCAUCUAACACCCCCUUACACACACACACACACUAAAUGUACACACACACUAAAUGUACACACACACACACACACACACACACACACACACACACACACACACACACACACAUAGAGAGACACCACACGACACACAAACAACACACAGAGCCUUUUUCCGACUCAGCAUCCUCUCAGCUCAACCACAGAGAUCGUUCAUGUGGUUAAGAGAGACCCAGUGGUAAACAGCCUGUCAGACUGCAGUUAAGGACUACACACACACACACACACACACACACACACACACACACACACACACACACACACACACACACACACACACACACACACACACACACACACACACCAGAUUGAUGAGCUAACCUGGGGGGAGGCCCUCUGCCUCCACUGGCCACAGUAAUGGCAGCAAGCGAUCAAUGACAGUGAAAAAGGGGGAGGAUUUUGCCUCAGUGUGAUUGCUGUAUAUCCAUCCUCUUUUCAGGAUGCUCAUUUCCUUACUGACCUUUUAAAAAUGUAAUUACCACAAAGUCUUCUUCUUCUAAAGCCCCCUUGAGGUCUGUUUUAUAUUUAAAGGAACAUUUAUCUCUUAAAGUGAUUUUUGUACGGAAAAAAGAAUGGUCUAUAGAAUAUUUUCAGAUUCCAAAAACAACAUUUAAAAGAACAUACUUUAUUUUAAAUAAUACAGAUGUAAACAUCUCAGUUUAUUGCUUAUAUAUGAAAUCCGACAGGCUAGCUUCAAAAAACACAGCAAUAUACUUUGGUUUGCCAGUUUAAUACCAAUCAAUUCAGUUGCACUGUUAUUCUACAUCCUGGAAGGAACACCUCACACUUUGAAGCGUCAUGCUCAUCUGCUUAUCCUAGCAUGCCUGUGUAGCAUAUUGCAUAUUAGAACCAUUACAUGAACAACCAUUACACACACACACACACACACACACACACACACACACACACACACACACACACACACACACACACACACACACACACACACACACACACACAGGUCUAAUGUGGAGGUGGGAUCCUGGUCACAUGUUGAGGUGUUAGUUCCUAUUGGGUUGUUGCUGCUGCUGACUGUGGGUAUAGCCUACUGAGGCAUUUACACGGGCCGCACUGGAGGCUGUCCAUCGGAGUGCCAGAGCGUGUGAAAGUGAUCAAUUCUGUUUGAGUGUAUUCUAUUCUAGCCAGUACGAGAGAAAAACAUGAUCAAAUAUAACCCAAUGAAUGCUAUACUGUAUGUACACCUGAGACUUGGCCAUACUAAUGCUGUGCGUUUGUGUCCCGGCAUGGUGAUGAUGUUCUCCCCAAUCCAAAACAAGCUUUACCCUUUGUAGAUCCCCCAGCCAGAUUGUGGGGUAAACGGAAAAGGCCACAUCAAAAAUUAAAAUGGCCCCCAGUUGUACAGUGCACAUUUGAGGGAAGUGGGUAUUUGUGAUCCCUUGACAGGUUGUGUUUUGUUUUGUUUUGUUUUGUUUUGUUUUUUAUCUCCUGUUUCUAGGUCUCACUUUCAAUGUGCUGAACCACUCAAGAAGCAACUAGGGGGGGCAUUGUACUUAAGUCACAUAAAGUCCACUUACACGUUUUGAACAUUUCUAUAUAGUGCUGCCGGCAUUGGGUAUAUAUCCAUUUUUCUCAGUAUAUUUUAAUUGCCACUGAACAUACAAAAGGAGCUUUCAUUGCUUUCUAUAUGUGUAUAUCUCGUGGCUGACGGUCAAGCAUUGUCAAUCAAGUUAACCAACGUUCAAUAAAUGGUGAAUAUAUGUUUUUAUA
Messenger RNA from Engraulis encrasicolus (European anchovy), 12031 nucleotides. It is a transcript of the gene peak1, whose product is annotated as pseudopodium-enriched atypical kinase 1. The record is from RefSeq and is a predicted model, not a curated record. Gene Ontology annotation, biological process: protein phosphorylation. Lineage: Eukaryota; Metazoa; Chordata; Actinopteri; Clupeiformes; Engraulidae. Gene Ontology annotation, molecular function: protein kinase activity; ATP binding. The coding region runs from base 611 to 6730 and encodes 2039 amino acids. The transcript is spliced from 7 exons.